AUGACCUCCAAGCAGGUGCGCAGCGCCUACCGCGCGUCGACCCGCGGCCCGCCCGUCUCCCGCGCCGAGCGGCUCCGGCGAGACCGAGCCGAGCAGGACCGCAUCCGCAAGGAGGCCGAGCGCGAAAGGGCCGCCGCGCGGGCCAGGCUCGCCCGCGAGCGCAGGCGCGACAAGGAGCUGGCCGAGCGGGCGCACCGGCGGAAGCUGCGCAUGCCGCUGGCCAGCGUGCGCCCGAGCCAGGACACCAUCUCGCGCUUCGCCCGGGGCGGCGGCGGCGGCGGCGGCGGCGGCGGCGACGGCAAGCCAGGAUCCUGCUGCGACGGCGGGGACAAGGAGAACGAGGCGCCGCGGCGGGGGUGCGCUCGCGCCGGCCGGUCGGACCUGCUGGAGGAGCAGGAGCAGGAGCAGGAGGAGGAGGAGGAAGGGGCCUCGCCGACGCGGGUCCCGCCGCCGCCGCCGCCGCCGAGCACGCAGGCCAUCCUGAUCAACGCCGACGCCUUCUUCCCCACCUCGUCCCAGCAGGCGCGGGAGCUCCAAGACGACGCCAACGCAGCGCCCGCCAGGCAGCGCAGCCUCUCAGCCGCGGGCCCCGAACCAUCGCCCUCACGCCCGCAGCGAGCCGUGCCCCCGCAAGACCGGCAGCCGCCCAGGAUGGCAGACACGCCAAGCUCGCCUGCGGCGUCGGCCCGGACGGGAAACACGGAGCCAGCUCGUUGGCCGGGGGCCGACGCGCAGCCGUGCUUCCGGGAGUCCCAGGAGACGGAAUACGGGGGGGAGUGGGUAGACGAGCUGGCCUCGGAGCUUGGUUUUUGA
This is a messenger RNA of Ustilaginoidea virens, 813 nucleotides long. RefSeq lists its product as uncharacterized. Bases 1 to 813 code for a protein of 270 amino acids. The transcript has a single exon. The record is from RefSeq and is a predicted model, not a curated record. Lineage: Eukaryota; Fungi; Ascomycota; Sordariomycetes; Hypocreales; Clavicipitaceae.